ACCACACCAGCCGGGGAGCCGCCGCCGCCGCCGCCACCUCUGAGCAGCCGGCUGGGAGCGAGAGCCGACAGCUAGUCUGCAAGCCACCGCUGUCGCCAUGGGGAGCCGCGUCUCGCGGGAAGACUUCGAGUGGGUCUACACCGACCAGCCGCACGCCGACCGGCGCCGGGAGAUCCUGGCAAAGUAUCCAGAGAUAAAGUCCUUGAUGAAACCUGAUCCCAAUUUGAUAUGGAUUAUAAUUAUGAUGGUUCUCACCCAGUUGGGUGCAUUUUACAUAGUAAAAGACUUGGACUGGAAAUGGGUCAUAUUUGGGGCCUAUGCGUUUGGCAGUUGCAUUAACCACUCAAUGACUCUGGCUAUUCAUGAGAUUGCCCACAAUGCUGCCUUUGGCAACUGCAAAGCAAUGUGGAAUCGCUGGUUUGGAAUGUUUGCUAAUCUUCCUAUUGGGAUUCCAUAUUCAAUUUCCUUUAAGAGGUAUCACAUGGAUCAUCAUCGGUACCUUGGAGCUGAUGGCGUCGAUGUAGAUAUUCCUACCGAUUUUGAGGGCUGGUUCUUCUGUACCGCUUUCAGAAAGUUUAUAUGGGUUAUUCUUCAGCCUCUCUUUUAUGCCUUUCGACCUCUGUUCAUCAACCCCAAACCAAUUACGUAUCUGGAAGUUAUCAAUACCGUGGCACAGGUCACUUUUGACAUUUUAAUUUAUUACUUUUUGGGAAUUAAAUCCUUAGUCUACAUGUUGGCAGCAUCUUUACUUGGCCUGGGUUUGCACCCAAUUUCUGGACAUUUUAUAGCUGAGCAUUACAUGUUCUUAAAGGGUCAUGAAACUUACUCAUAUUAUGGGCCUCUGAAUUUACUUACCUUCAAUGUGGGUUAUCAUAAUGAACAUCAUGAUUUCCCCAACAUUCCUGGAAAAAGUCUUCCACUGAGCUGGAGUUUCCUGGAUGGGUGCAGUGGCUCACACCUGUAAUCCCAGCACUUUGGGAGGCCUAGGUGAGGAAAAUAGCAGCUGAAUACUAUGACAACCUCCCUCACUACAAUUCCUGGAUAAAAGUACUGUAUGAUUUUGUGAUGGAUGAUACAAUAAGUCCCUACUCAAGAAUGAAGAGGCACCAAAAAGGAGAGAUGGUGCUGGAGUAAAUAUCAUUAGUGCCAAAGGGAUUCUUCUCCAAAACUUUAGAUGAUAAAAUGGAAUUUUUGCAUUAUUAAACUUGAGACCAGUGAUGCUCAGAAGCUCCCCUGGCACAAUUUCAGAGUAAGAGCUCGGUGAUACCAAGAAGUGAAUCUGGCUUUUAAACAGUCAGCCUGACUCUGUACUGCUCAGUUUCACUCACAGGAAACUUGUGACUUGUGUAUUAUCGUCAUUGAGGAUGUUUCACUCAUGUCUGUCAUUUUAUAAGCAUAUCAUUUAAAAAGCUUCUAAAAAGCUAUUUCGCCAGGCACGGUGGCUCAUGCCUAUAAUCCCAGCACUUUGGGAGGCCAAGGUGGGUGGAUCACCUGAGGUCAGGAGUUCGAGACCAGCCUGGCCAACACGGUGAAACCCCAUCUCUACUAAAAAUGCAAAAAUUAGCCGGGCGUGGCGGCACAUGCCUGUAAUCCCAGCUACAUGGGAGGCUGAGGUGGGAGAAUUGCUUGAACCCAGGAGGCGGAGGCAGAGGCUGCAGUGACCCAAGAUUGUGCCACUGCACUCCACCCUGGGCAACAGAGCAAGACCCCAUCUCAAAAAUAAAUAAAUAUAUAUAAAAAAUAAAAAGCUAUUUCUAGUUUAUUUCACUAUAAAGUUUUGCUUUAUUAAAAAGCUAAUAAACAGCUAUUAAUCACAGUGUAUUAGUAUUUGUUACAUUUUUGUAUUUCACUAUCUUUAUACUAUAUAAUAUGGUAACUUGGGUACCGGGGGAACUUUAAAAUUUCAUCUCAAAAAUAAUUUUUAAAAAGCCUGAGGUAUGAUAUAGCAUAAAAGAUUGAGAUGAAAAUAUAUUUCCCUGUAAGCUGAAUUACUCAUUUAAAAAUUUUAACUUCUAUAUGGGACCCGAAUUAGACACUGCUGAAUCCUGUACAGCCUUACUCAUAAAUAAAGUACUUACUGAAUUUCCACCAUUCAAA
Messenger RNA from Homo sapiens (human), 2097 nucleotides. RefSeq names its product delta 4-desaturase, sphingolipid 1 (gene DEGS1). The transcript has 4 exons. Gene Ontology annotation, biological process: lipid metabolic process; sphingolipid biosynthetic process. Gene Ontology annotation, molecular function: sphingolipid delta-4 desaturase activity; retinol isomerase activity; catalytic activity. The coding region runs from base 98 to 964 and encodes 288 amino acids. Lineage: Eukaryota; Metazoa; Chordata; Mammalia; Primates; Hominidae. Gene Ontology annotation, cellular component: endoplasmic reticulum membrane; membrane; mitochondrial membrane. The record is from RefSeq and is marked validated.